Messenger RNA from Arabidopsis lyrata subsp. lyrata, 559 nucleotides. RefSeq lists its product as uncharacterized. The coding region runs from base 28 to 255 and encodes 75 amino acids. The record is from RefSeq and is a predicted model, not a curated record. The transcript has a single exon. NCBI's taxonomy places the organism in Eukaryota, Viridiplantae, Streptophyta, Magnoliopsida, Brassicales, Brassicaceae.
UUGAAUCACUUGAAUGAACCACGAGUCAUGGCGCCUCGUAUAAACCAGGUAAGGUUUAUUCUUAUCCUCAUGGUUGUCGCUUCCGUGGCCGGAGGAAAUUUUCCGGUGAAGCAAGAUUCAGCAAAGAGAGAUACAAUUUGGGAAGAAGUAUUUCACGAGGAUUAUGGUUCUUGGAGCCCGACUCCAAAAAUUAGAAGAGGUAGUCCAGCACCUAUUCCUCAUGAUUUUACACCACCACGUAGCUUAAAAGCGUAACUCGAGAUAUUUAAUUGUUUUGUUAACGAUCAACACGAGAUUUUUUUUAAUAGUUAUAGAAUCUCUUGAUACGUUUUAUGUUUUUAUGUCAUUUUCUAAGCAUCUAUAUAUUCUACUAGUUAAGAGUUUCGAUAACCAUAUUGUUUGAGAGAUUUUUCCUUAUCAUGUUUGAGUUGAUGAUAGGUUUUUUAUGCCACAUUUCGUUGUUCAGUAACAUAUUUCUGAAUUAGUGAUUUUCUUACUCUCUCAAUAUAUCUAAGCUAUAAUAAAUCUUGUAAAUCAAAACUUAGACUUCAAAAUAUGA